AUGUGUCUUCUAAUUUUCUUGCCGAUCGCGUCAAGUGCCGUUUUUCUAGAGAAAUCAUAUGAAGACACCAUUCCCGAAAGAAUAAAGUCCGAUCCAAAGCUCUUCGUGAAUCUGACCACAAAUGAGAAAAUCGAAUCAAUGGAAGAACGUUGCCCGGAUGAGGAUUUGUACAAUGAAUGUUCCGCCAUCUGCCGGUUCGAGUACUUGCAGUGUUUGGGAGAAUGCGAUUCUGCUCUUUGCGAGAGCGAGUGUAUCAAUGACUAUUCAACGUGUACUUCUUUUUGCCCAUGCGGGUCAAAUUGCCCGUCUGGUUGCGAAAAUUGCGAGAAUCCCAUUUGCGUUGACGAAUGUGAUGAUGUUCAAAGUAACGAAGAGUACACCGUAUGCCUUGAAGCUGCGCUGGAAGCCCAGGCGAUUUGCACUCGAGAAUGCACACCGGAUGUGCCUUGCUUCGAAAAAUGCAGCGAAAUAUACAUUGAAAACUUGAGGGACUGCCCAUGUGUCGUGGACUUCACAACAACAACUGAAGAACCAACUACUACCCAUCCUCCGAGCAAUGGAAACCUUCUUGUUCUGCUAAACAACUUGCGCGAGUCUUACAUCGUUUCUGGAGAUGGGCUUGAGUCAUCGAUUCCAACGAUAAAUGCUCCUGAUGAUGACUUCACUGACCGCGCCCUUUUCGCGGUUGUUCAGAAUGAACUCUAUCUUUUUGGUGGAGCAUAUGAUAAUCAGAUGAUCGGUAAACUUGAUGGCUGUAAUUUUGUCGAGCUCUCGAUUCGGCUGAAUUUUCGAUACUACCACGAUUCCGCCGCGGUUGCAUUUGAUGAUGGAGCUAUAGCUCUGAUUUGUUUUCCGGGUUACAGUCCGAUCGAGAGUUGUGAGAUAUUUGACUUGACAAGCGCGACUCCGACCCACUCAACUCAGUAUACACAUACUUAUGGAAAACUCGGAAUUUAUCAAGGAAAUCCAAUCACUGUAGGCAGUUACUAUUCUUCUGGAACGAAAAAGGUUGAAGUUUACAAUCCAACAGGCUGGUUUUCGAUGCCAGAUCAUACUAGAAAUAUCUAUGCCCAUACAUUGACAGGUUUGGACGAUGGUUCUUUGAUUCUUGCUGGAGGAUAUGAUAUGACUCAGGACUCAUUUUCUAAGAAUAUUUGGAUGCUCAAAAAUGGCUCGUGGGAUAUUAUCGGGCUAAUGAAAAUGAACUAUUAUCUUGCUUCUGCGAUUCGAAUUGAGUCUGAAAUUUUUAUUGCGUCUGGAAGACCUGCUGAAAAUGUCGGCAAUUAUCCAGUGGAAAGAAUUAUUUUUGAAGAUAAUCAAUUUAUUGAGACGAAUAUCAUUGCUUCUCAUGAUUCCUCGAACUAUAUCCCUGUUCUUUUUGCUGUUGAAAUUGACUUUUGCAUCGAUGAGAGUUCAUGA
This is a messenger RNA of Oikopleura dioica, 1419 nucleotides long. Lineage: Eukaryota; Metazoa; Chordata; Appendicularia; Copelata; Oikopleuridae. The record is from the annotation of a GenBank genome assembly.